CUCAAACAAGGAAGUGUCUCUAAGACAAGCUCAAAGUUCAGACACGAGAGAUUCCUGGAUACACACACACACACACACACACAUUUUUUGUUGCAGUAACUACAGCUUUAAACGCUCCAUUUAGACUGAUGAGUGUUUGAGUGUUUGCUGUGUGUUUUUCAUUACUGGAUGGUGGAUCUCGUGCGCUUCCGAUGGAGCUGACGGAAUUAAACAGAGCAGACUAUACCAGCAGCCACUACGGCUCCCUAAGAGCCCGAAAAGCUCCCUUCAGCGAAGUGAACGAGGGUGCAGUGCAUUUCGACUGGAGCUCCCGUCCCGUGGAGGACGACCGCGAGGAUGAAAAUUCCCACCAAACCCAAAAUCUCAAAGAGCUGCCGCUUCACAUGGGGCUGAAGAAAGCGAUACGGCAGGUGCAGCAGAUGCGUGUCCCUGUUGUGUCCAGUUGGGGUUCAUGGCGUUUCCGUCACUCUAAGUCCUUUCAGCGGUUUCGUGAUGACCUGGCAAGCGUGUUAUCUUUACUCGAGCUCUGGAGGAAGUCCAUGCACCAGAUUGGAGGACACUUUGGAGGAGGAGUCCAGUCCUAUUUCCUGUUCUUGAGAUUCCUUGUUAUAUUGAACUUCCUGUCCUUUCUGUUGAUGGCUGGUUUUGUCAUCAUACCCAGUAUCGUUUUCCACUCCAGCAACUCCAGCGGUCAAUCCCUCGUUCCCUCGGUCAACCUUUCAGGUGUGGACGUGUGUCUGCGUUAUGACGUUCAGCUUCCGCCUCUCACCGUUUACUACACCUACUUCCUGGAUUUGCUCUCAGGAAUGGGCUUUAUGGAGUACUCGUACAUGUUCUAUGGAUUUUAUAACAACACCGAGGUCACAAGCAAUGGCUUUUCCUACAACAUUCCGCUGGCCUACCUUCUCACCGCCGCUUUCUACUUCCUGUUUUGCCUGUUAUGCAUCGUGGUUCGGAUGGGCGGAGUGGCACGGGUUGUCAUGGCGAUGGAUGGAGGACGCUUAGGAGGGUACAGCGUGCUCAUCUUCACCGGGUGGGAUCACGGCCUUCAGGAUAAGAGAGCCGUUAAAGUGAAGCACAACAACCUGCGUUAUCAAUUACAGGUGGAUCUGGAGGAGGAGAGGAUUAAGAGGAAGGCCGAGUCUCUCACUCUCUCACAAGCACUCUUGCUUUAUUCCCUUCGAAUUUUCCUAAACCUCAUCAUUCUGGCGAUGAUAGUGGGUGCUUUCUUUGCCAUCAGUUACGCAACCCAAUACAGUCAGUCUGAACAACGGGAAGGCUUCGUGGGAUUGCUGCUGGAGUAUCUACCCUCCAUGGUUAUAACAGCCAGUAAUUUUGUCGUUCCUUUUCUGUGUGACCAGAUCGCUAAUCUGGAGAAAUAUUCGCCUAGUGUCACUGUGAUCCUCGCCCUGCUGCGGGCUGUCUUCCUGCGGUUAGUGAGUUUAGCUGUACUCUUCAUCACUCUGUGGCAAAAGAUCACAUGUAAGGGGAUCACUAGUGCAAGGAACUGUUCACCCUGCAGCUACAACUACUCACAGUAUCAGUGCUGGGAGACCCGUGUUGGACAGGAAAUGUACAAGCUGACGCUGUUUGACUUUCUCAUUACAAUUGCGGUGAUGGUCCUGGUGGAGUUUCCUCGCAGGCUGGUCGUGGAUCACUGCUCGUGUAAGCUUGCUCAGUGGGUGGGUCGUCAGGAGUUCGUUGUUGCUUCGAACGUCUUGGCGCUCGUUUACGCUCAGACAGUGGUGUGGAGCGGUGCUCUGUUCUGUCCCAUGCUGCCGCUCAUCAACACCAUCAAGUUCUUCAUCAUAUUCUACUGCAAAAAGGUCACUCUAUUCCAGAACUGUCGUCCGGCGGUGAGGACAUUUCGCUCCACCAGCUCCAACUUCUUCAUCUUCCUGGUUCUUCUGUUCGGUUGGGUGCUAUCCAGUGUGGUGCUCAUUUACAGCAUAGCUAAUAUUCAUCCGUCCUACGGCUGCGGUCCGUUCCGUUUCUCCUCCUCCAUGUGGGAUGUCGUUCCAGGUUCCUUCCAUUCACUGUCCAACACCACACAGGAGUUUCUGCUGUAUAUCGGCUCACAGGCUUUCUCCAUCCCGCUCUUCAUCUUAUCGUGUGUGCUGAUGUGUUACGUAGCUGCAUUGGCAUCGGUUUACGGGAAAACCAUUAAUCUGCUGAAGAAACAACACAAACUGGAGGGACGAGAUAAACAGUUCCUGGUUAAACAGAUCAAAGAGCAGAAUGCAAAGGUUUCUAGAAACGAACAACACGGAACAAGAGGAGCAAGUGGUCCUGUGCCAAGAUGGGGAGAAAACUACAAUCCUGCAUUCGAGCCAGAUGAAGAACCGGCGAUGUCAGCUAGGGAUUUUAGGAAUGGUGGCUUUUAUGACACUCGUGACACUUGACGUCCAUAUCAUAACUUAAUGACGGUGAUUCAAAAUGGAGUCAUAAAAGACAUUCUUAUUGUUUCCCCUUCACAUGAAUGUGUUUACUUUGCUUCAUGCCUCGCUGACAAAAUUUACUAUGAAUAUAAAGUUUGUAUGUGAAGUAGGAUACGCCACAAAUGGAAAUAUUUGUGACUUCUGUGUGAUAUUCCAUAACUACACUGCUACUCUAAGGGAGGGCUUGUUAUACCAUGUGCUGUAAUAUAAUGUAAAAAAAAAAUAUAUAUAUAUAUAUAUAUUCUAUGAAGUUAGUU
Molecule: messenger RNA, 2695 nt
Organism: Hemibagrus wyckioides
Lineage: Eukaryota; Metazoa; Chordata; Actinopteri; Siluriformes; Bagridae
Gene: tmc4
Product: transmembrane channel-like 4
Exons: 16
Coding region: 192-2402 (736 amino acids)
Cellular component (GO): plasma membrane
Molecular function (GO): mechanosensitive monoatomic ion channel activity
Source: RefSeq, a predicted model, not a curated record